UCCUCUGCUAGGAGACUGACCCAGCGAUAACACGGCAGUGGCAGCGAGGGGCAGCGCUCGCAUAGCGACAGACCCACGUAGCAGCAGCAGCAGCAGGAAAAAGACGCUCGAGAACGAGGUCCCGUGACGUCAGUAGCGACAGAUUCAGCAGCGCAGCACAGCCCGGGCCCCGACACAGCGACCUGCUGUCACCUCCUCCUCCGGUGCUGUCGUCGCCCGCUGCGCCCCCAGCCCAGAUAAUCAUCAUCAUCAUCAUCAUCACCGCCCGCACCGCCGGCAGCAGCAUCCUCUUCCCGUACCGCCUCCUCCUCCUCCUGCCUUCCUGCAUCCCUAACGGUUUUUAGAAGCUCCUUCCUCUGGUCCCAAGAUGGCUGCUUCGUCGUCAUCUAAUAUAGAGGAUGAAAGUUUAAAAGGCUGUGAAGUUUACGUGCAAAAGUUCAACAUCCAGCAAAUCCUGAAAGAAUGCAUUGUGAACUUGUGCAUUGCAAAACCCGACCGUCCCAUGAAGUUCUUGAGAGAACACUUUGAAAAAUUGGAGAAGGAAGAAUGCAAACAGAUUUUGGCUCAGCAGAAGUCGAACUCCCAGUCGGACUCUCACGAUGAUGAAAUCUCUCCACCGCCUCCAAAUCCAGUGGUGAAGGCCCGGCGUAGGCGAGGAGGUGUCAGUGCAGAAGUGUACACUGAAGAAGAUGCGGUCUCCUAUGUUAGGAAGGUUAUCCCAAAGGACUACAAGACGAUGACUGCCCUGGCCAAGGCCAUCUCAAAGAACGUGCUCUUUGCCCAUCUUGAUGACAACGAGAGGAGUGAUAUAUUUGAUGCCAUGUUCCCUGUCAAUCACAUUGCUGGCGAGACUGUGAUACUGCAAGGCGAUGAGGGUGACAACUUCUACGUCAUAGAUCAAGGAGAAGCUGAUGUCUAUGUGAAUGGAGAGUGGGUAACCAGCAUUGGAGAAGGUGGUAGCUUUGGAGAGCUUGCAUUGAUCUAUGGUACCCCAAGAGCUGCUACUGUCAAAGCAAAGACAGACCUCAAGUUAUGGGGCAUAGAUCGGGACAGCUACAGACGCAUCCUAAUGGGCAGCACGCUGAGGAAGCGGAAGAUGUACGAAGAGUUCCUGAGCAAAGUCUCCAUUUUGGAAUCACUGGAUAAGUGGGAGCGUCUGACAGUCGCAGACGCGCUAGAACCUGUUCAAUUUGAAGAUGGAGAAAAAAUUGUGGUUCAAGGAGAUCCUGGUGAUGACUUCUUCAUCAUUACAGAGGGCACAGCAUCUGUUCUGCAGCGUAGAUCUGACAACGAGGAGUAUGUGGAAGUGGGCCGACUGGGACCCUCAGACUACUUCGGUGAGAUUGCUUUACUGCUGAAUCGUCCUAGAGCCGCAACAGUCGUCGCACGUGGUCCACUCAGAUGCGUUAAGCUUGACCGUCCACGCUUUGAACGAGUUCUUGGACCUUGCUCAGAAAUCUUAAAGAGGAACAUUCAAAGAUAUAACAGCUUCAUCAGCCUCACCGUUUAAUAUGUGCCACUUGGGGAUUGCCAUCUAUGUGUUACCAUGUGCACCCAAGUUUGACUUGUGCAAUUCCAUAGCUUUAUAAGAUAAGAAAGUUGUGCAUUUUAAUGUGAAUUUUUAUGGUCAUGUCUUCUGCACCAGACAUUAACUUUUUAAAUAGUUUGGGUAAUGAAACAUAAGCAUGGCACUUGGGUUGGAGUUUUUAUUCCCACAUCUCUCUGCAUUCAUAAUCUUGGUAAAAUGGUGACAACAGUCACAAAAAACUGCAGAGAGACUGAUGUUUCUCAUACAAACCACCAGUGAGACAAGUGUUCAGGGUAAUGAUUCUCAUAUUUUGAUUAUGGUGUAGAGGAAACUAAUUUUAAUUUCAGGAUAAAAGAUCAGGGAUGAUAUUAGCCUUUAAUGACACACUUUGCCUAAACACCAGUCAUACACAUUGACUAUUUCUAUCAACCCAACUACUGUAUUUCUUUCUGUUGAUUCCAGUAAAUGAUCAUAAUCCCACUUCAAACACCAUUAAACAAGAUUUGUAUAGGCCAAGCCUCUUUUAAUUUAAAUACAAUGUAAUCAGUUGAGGGAUUAUCUAUCAAAGUCUACUGUGCAGUUUUUUGCCAAUUUAAGAAAUAAAGUAGACUCAACACUAUGUUGUACUUUGUUCAGUUGUCAAAGAUUUUGAUAUAUCAUUACUACAUAAUGAUAGUUGGUGACUACAUUUAUAUAGAUUCCGCAACCAGCUCCACAUUGUUCCUUGCAUAUUGCACAGGAACAUGAUGGAGAGUAGACACUGCUAUAGGACCACUGGUAUGUCAAUACACAAUAGAUUUGUUCCAAGUCAUACUGUAAUAUGGUUUACAGUUGAGGUUUGCACUUAACUUCCUUUAGCUUCUGUUCAACCCAAAGACACAGUAAUAAAUACAUACUAAAUCUCGCAGCCACUUCAUAGGCUUUCAGAAGUGUGAGAAAUACAUGGAUACUAAGAGCAAUUCAUUUGUGUAUCUUUGAGGAAAUGUUGAAAAAAAAAAAAACUACAUACAUACAUACAUACAUACAUACAUACAUACAUACAUACAUAAUGCAGGCCAGAUCCAGCAGCACUGGUUGUUCUGUUUUGUAUAUCUGCGUAUUUGUUGACGGCACAUGGGCAGUUGUGUGUGCAUAAUAACUUGGUUGAUAAUAGGUUGGAAAAUUGCUGAGUAGCCAAGUGACUUAUGUAUCUAAUACAAAUCCAGCUCUGUUUAUUACACUGUGGACAGCUGUGAAAAUGAUUAAUAUCUAAACCGCCUAAAGAAAUUAAAUGGAGAUUGAAACAAAAAAAAAAAAUGCUUGAGAAAAAGUAUCUUUUAAAAUUAAUUUUGUGGUAGAAAAAAAACAUUCUUUCAUGAUGAUUUCCAGACUGCAGCUGACAUGGAAGAACCACAUAAAGCAAGGAGAUGGGCAGCAGAGAGGGGGUGCCACACUGAAUGAGAAAGUGUGCUGGCAUACUCUGUGUAUGUAUACAAGCUGCUUUCUUAUCUGGUUUUGUAGCUGAAACGUUUUAGAUGUGGUCUUUGUGUAUUUAAGAGCAAUCAUUAAUGUCCAAAUUAAGUGGCCCUCCACGGACCUCCUGGCAGUGCUUUUGUAUACGUUUUAUAAUGUCUGUUAUCAGCAUUCACAGCUUUUUGUACAUUGGCUUUGUUAAAUCAGACGUGCUGGAAAGAUUUUGCUGUGAGCAUGCGAGCCACUGUGCCCAACAGGCAACAUCACACAUUCCUUAUACAAAUGUCCCGUCAUAAUAGCUUAAAGGAUAAUUCCACUUUUAGAUGUCCCAUAGACUGUCUAUCUUUUUGACUAGGAUUCCCAAGAUGAGCUUUAAGAGCCCUUACAAGGAAGGUAUUAUUUGGUGGCCGCAGACGAUAAACCAAAAAAAGGAAGCUGGGUGGGUGCCUUAAUUUAAUUAUAUUACUUGCCUCUUAAACUGAGCAAACUGACUAAAAGUGGAAUUAUUUGUUUAAUAUCAGGUUUGAAAAACUUUAUUGCCUUUUGCUCAUGCUUAAGACAAUUAUCUGUUUGACAAUAAACGUGUACUCUGCAAUGAAA
Pseudophryne corroboree (corroboree frog) is the source of this 3580-nucleotide messenger RNA. It is a transcript of the gene PRKAR1B, whose product is annotated as protein kinase cAMP-dependent type I regulatory subunit beta. The record is from RefSeq and is a predicted model, not a curated record. Bases 368 to 1510 code for a protein of 380 amino acids. Gene Ontology annotation, molecular function: cAMP-dependent protein kinase regulator activity. NCBI's taxonomy places the organism in Eukaryota, Metazoa, Chordata, Amphibia, Anura, Myobatrachidae. The transcript is spliced from 11 exons. Gene Ontology annotation, biological process: regulation of protein phosphorylation. Gene Ontology annotation, cellular component: cAMP-dependent protein kinase complex.